UUCUCCCUUUUAGCCAAUGAGCAGAAUGUGAGUGAUGGAAAGUUUGAUACAGAAGUGUCUGCUCAUGAAGUGGACAUCAAUUAGCGGGACACUCUCUCCGGUGAGGAGCUGCGCACAGGUGACUCAACAAACACAGAGUCUUUGCUCGUUCAGAAGUUAAAGAUGGAGUGGCGCCAGCAGACCAGUGUCAGCUGUGCAGACGCCUUCACUGAGGCUCAACGUUGGAUUGAGGAAGUGACCGGUAAAUCCUUUGGUUGUAACGACUUCCGGGGCGCCUUAGAGAACGGAGUCCUGCUGUGCGAUUUGAUCAAUCAGUUGAAACCUGGAAUCAUUAAGAGGGUGAACAGGCUUUCUACUCCCAUCGCUGGCCUGGAUAAUGUGAGUGUCUUUCUCAAAGCCUGCGGGAAACUGGGGCUAAAUGUCUCUCAGCUGUUUCAUCCAGGAGACCUGCAGGACCUAUCCACUCGUGCUACACUCAGACGAGAUGAAAGCAACAGGAGGCUCAAAAAUGUUCUCAUUACAAUCUACUGGUUAGGUCGUAAAGCUCACCUUGACGCCUUCUACACCGGCCCUCAGCUCAACUUCAAGGCCUUCGAAGGGCUGUUGGGGUUAGCCUUGUCCAAGGCUUUAGACGAGGGUGGUAAUGUGUUCAGAGACGGCUGGGAGCAGGAGAAGGAGAACAACUUGCAGAAGAGGCCGAGUUAUAAAAUGGAGAACUCUGUAGACUGCAUCGACUCUCUGGACUCCCGAGCCCUCCGCCCAAAUAGUGAAGGUUGUGGGAGUGACGCCGAGGCUGAGCAGGUGUUCAAGAUGGAGACCGCACAGCCCUCUACACAGCAAAACAAAGGUUACAUCCCUCCACCUCUCCUUCAGAGAAAACAAGGACACGAGGAGAACGGAGUACUUGCCAGGAGCAAAUCACUGAGCGACAUCCCGAUGAUGUACCCCGUACGGAAAGUUCCUGAUGGGCACACCAUUUACGAUCACGAGGACUUGGAUGCUGGCAUGGCUCAAGAGUGGAAUCAAGACAACAAACGCAAGUGCAGCGUGGCCGGCAAGGACAGCGAGGCUCAGUGGCAGGAUGACUUGACAAAGUGGAAGAACCGUCGCAGGAGCACCAAGUCUGACUCCCGUAGGAAGUCUCAGGACAGAGAUCAUGUCAUCAGCCAGAUGGUGAACGGGCUCGGGUUUUCAUUUGACCGAAACGGAGCACAAGGUGGACUGCUAAAGAGAGACCAGCAGUCGCCGCGCCGGCACAACCCUGCCCCCCGUCCUUACUCCACCUCUCCUCCUUCAAAGUCCUCAAGCUUGGACCUGAAGCCGCGUACGAGAGCUCUACUGGCCCGCAGCUACGCCAUUGAGGCACAUUACAGCCCCACAGCGCCUCUCAGCACCCAGACCUCAUCCCACGGCUUGGGGUCAUCCGGUGGAUCCAUGCCGGUCUCUGAUGGGAUCAUCUCAGGAGAGGAGACUCAUUUUGCCUCCCUGGCUUCAGAUGGAGCAGGAGUCACCACACCUACUCCUGACUGUCCUUUUAGCUCCGAGACCCCUGUCAGAGCCCAGGGCUGCCUGAAUCCAGUCCUGCCUGCACCUGAGAUGUCCCAUUCCAGCAUUGUCUUCACCAACCAAAUCUCCACUCUAACCACGACUCUACAGCCGGUCAAAACACCAAGCUCCACCAGCACCAGGGUGUCCUCUUACAAUACUCCAAAAGUUCCAGCUCCUGGCCCUGAAGCUCAUCAAGCAGGAGUCGACCCUCUGGAGGAUUCGUCCCAUCAGAACCUUGAGUCUCAGAAAGAGGCGCAUUGUGAACCAGCUGUGGAGACGGGCCAGAGCCAGCAGCAGGGUGCAGGCAGCUACAAGUACUUCCCCAGAGCUGGGUCUUGGUCCGGCUCGGCUAGCCUGCCUCGUGGAUACAGGAGGUCUGAGGGCUCAUCCCGUCUCUCCUCUGCCAUCACUGCCAGACCGUUUGGGAGCAAGCAGUCCAGAGUGUCCUCUCUGCCAAGACUGUGUAACGUAGAGAGCAACCAAGGUCUCCUGCUGAAAUGCGAGAAAGAGGAAUAUCUUUCUCCACCCGCUGAAUCCUCGCUCAAAAGACAGACGGCGACGGCCCACCUGAAGGGUCAAUUCCAGACUGCAAUCUCACCGAGGAAGGAGACGCACACGCAGCAGAAUGGUAAAGAUCAGGGGGAGGAGGGGAAAGGUGCCACUUACAGGAGCCAGAAAUCCUUCCAGAGCAACAGCUAUCAUCAUCAGCUCUCUAGCCAGACCCAGCUACUACCGCAGCCUUAUUCCAAACACAACAAACGCUCCUCCACUCUCACUUCAAAUGUGAGCACUGAUGGCCUAAAGGUGGAUCACAGUGACAUGAGAGUGAGCCUUACUCUCAAACCCAACAGCAGACCAGACUUUGGAUUUCAGACUCAUUGGGACUCUUCUGGAGCGAGAGUCAAAUCCAUUCAACCAGGCAGCCCGGCAGAGCUGUGCCAGCUGUGUGUGGACGAUGAGAUCGUGGCUGUUAAUGGGGUUGCGGCGGCCCACAUGAACUACACCCAGUGGAAGGAUAAAAUGUCAUCUUCCCUGCAAAGUGGCAGUCUGACCAUGGACAUCCGGCGCUAUGGAAACAAGGAUUGGAGCACCAGUGAGGGGAGUCAUCAGAACCAGCCAGGACAGAGCAGGAUGACCCUUAAUCUGACCACAGCAGCGCCCCUUCUGAUAGGUUACCCUGAGCACCAGGCCUCUGCAGACACCACAGUGAGAGUGUCCAAAUGCAACGGGCAGACUGACAAUGUGAUGCAGGGUAAAGUCAUGAAUGGAGAGCAUGCUGACAGCCACAGGACAUCCAGAAGUACAGGAGGUUCAGAAUCUGCAAUAUCUGAUCUCCAGGUUCCAUCCAUCAGCCCCUCCUCCUCCAGCUGGUCGUGGGACCACGAGCAGGAUCGAAGGCGUCAGGAGAAGUGGCAGGAAGAACAGGAGCGCCUCCUACAGGAGCAGUAUCAGCGGGAUCAGGAGAGACUUGAGGCUGAGUGGCAGAGGGCUCAACAGGAUGCAGAGGGGCAGAACCCCUUUGCACCCGAGAUGAUCAACGGCAGUGAAAGCUCUACCAGCCCCCUGCUCCAUGUGAACGGAUUGACAAACAAAACCAGAGAAGAAGAAGAGCACAGCCCUGAGAGACAUGAGCUGACAGAAGCAGGAUCAAAGACUCGAAGUGAUUCACAAGGACUGCAGAGGGACAAGAUCAAUGAACAGGCCUGGGUGGAGGACUCGUGCGGCUUUGCUCAGCUGUCGCCUGCACACAGGGCGAAGUCUUUGUCCACACCGGCAUUAGCUGGCCCUCACAAACAAAUGAAAGGUGAUCAGAGGAAAAGCUUGGGACUCUCUGUGUCUCAGGGGGAGAAAGAGAGACAGCUGAUUUUAGAGGAGAUGAAAAAAAGGACUCAGCUUCUGACAGACAACAGCUGGAUACGUCAGCGCAGCAGCAGCGUUCAGAAGGAACCCGUCUAUGUGGGGGUCCCUAUGAAGAGGUAUGAGUCUCUGGAUAACCUUGACACUUUCCGGCAGUCACCAAUGUUGAGCACUGCAAUCAGCUACCCUCGUCCACACUCAGCUGCUGCAGGUUAUUCUGCUCCCAGCAGGAACUCAUCCUCACGCUACAGCACUGGAAAAAUACAACUCCAGAGACACGCAGCUCUGGAUCAGACUCAUCAAGGCAGGAUCAGUGGCAGAAGGACUUGCUGUGUGUGUGAGCGUCUCCUGGGUAGUGGGGCAGCCAUGGUCAUAGAGACCCUUAGUCUCUGCUUCCACCUCGCCUGUUUCCAGUGUGUGGGCUGCCAGCGACACCUCGGAGGAACAGAGACUGGAGUCCAGGUUCGAGUCCGAAACGGGAAGCCCUACUGUGAGCCCUGCUAUUUUCAACUCAAGUCCCCUUGUGCUCCAUCCAUGUGAGAAACACACCACGCUCAAGAUUACUGAGUAGCAGCAGUGGGGAGAAUGUCGUCCACGCAGCCAAGCCUCGACUCUCAUGUUCUUCUGCAACUGCUGGAAAAACUGUAUAAAAUCUGAACCUGUGUGAGAGCACGGGUGAAUGAUACUCUCACCUUCUGUCUUCUCUCUGACAGAUAAUAUAAUCUAGUACUUCCUUUUCUCUUCCUUCUGCUUAUCUUUGUCCAAGAAUAAUUAAAUGUAAUAUAUGAAAUAAAGUAAUUAAUUAUUAGAGUUGAAUAAAUGCUGUUAUUUUAUUGGUAGAUGCAGUUUGUCACAGAUGUUGUAAUUUUCCUAAUUUCCUUAAACAUCUCUCAUUAAUGUAACCCUGAGGCACCUUUUCUACUUCCUGUACUGAAGCACUUUUCUUCUUCUGUUGUAAUCUCACCACGUGCACUCUGGGAUUAAUCAGUGGUAUUUGUAUGACCAUUUGUUUCUAACAUUUAUCCUUCUAAUGUCAUGUUGUUUGAAUAAAGUGCACAGAAUAUUA
Molecule: messenger RNA, 4471 nt
Organism: Notolabrus celidotus (New Zealand spotty)
Lineage: Eukaryota; Metazoa; Chordata; Actinopteri; Labriformes; Labridae
Gene: lmo7b
Product: LIM domain 7b
Exons: 29
Coding region: 163-3945 (1260 amino acids)
Biological process (GO): regulation of cell adhesion; regulation of signaling
Molecular function (GO): protein binding
Source: RefSeq, a predicted model, not a curated record